Messenger RNA from Penicillium malachiteum, 450 nucleotides. RefSeq lists its product as uncharacterized. The record is from RefSeq and is a predicted model, not a curated record. NCBI's taxonomy places the organism in Eukaryota, Fungi, Ascomycota, Eurotiomycetes, Eurotiales, Aspergillaceae. The coding region runs from base 1 to 450 and encodes 149 amino acids. The transcript has a single exon.
AUGGAUCUCUCCUCUCUCGAUGGUCCGCCUAUACUGGAUCAAAAGUCAGCUCAUGUUUCAUCAACUCCAAUACUGGUGGAUUACUCAUCGUUGGAUGGUCCUCGCAUAUCCGACUGGAUGACCUUUACCCCAGAUCCCACGCUCCCUCGUAUUCACCAAGAGAAACCAACCCCACAAUCCGAGGCACAUUAUUAUAUACUUUCGAAGCCUCUUCCGCCACGACCAGCCUCUGCAGAUCCCUCGACUUCGCGACAACUGCGAAGGAAGCCCGUCCCUCCCCCUGAUAAGACUCAGAGUUCCAGUGAGGAAGUUGUUCCCCAAAAUACUAGCAAUCUCAAACGCGCUCCCGCUCGACGAGGCCGAGUCAGCCCUACUGAAGAGAUGAUCCUGGUACAGGAGUAUUUCAGCGAGGGCUCUGUCCGACCGACCGUUCCAACUGGCAUACCCUAA